AUGCCGGCUCCAGCCAUGUUUUCGAAAUUUAAGUAUGUUGGAAGCGGCGCAUCCGCCCAACAAAACAUUCUCGAUAACAAUCCGAUAUCGCAAUUUUUCGAAGUUGGAAAACAAACUUCUAGUGCCGGACCGGAACUCAUAUGGAAAAUUCACGAUGCUUAUCGGAAAAGCGACGGAAAAUUGAUUUUUGAAUACGUGAAACGGUAA
Messenger RNA from Pediculus humanus corporis (human body louse), 207 nucleotides. RefSeq lists its product as uncharacterized. The record is from RefSeq and is a predicted model, not a curated record. The coding region runs from base 1 to 207 and encodes 68 amino acids. The transcript is spliced from 2 exons. Lineage: Eukaryota; Metazoa; Arthropoda; Insecta; Psocodea; Pediculidae.